This is a messenger RNA of Trichomonas vaginalis G3, 1329 nucleotides long. RefSeq names its product centriole elongation. Gene Ontology annotation, molecular function: tubulin binding. Bases 1 to 1329 code for a protein of 442 amino acids. The transcript has a single exon. The record is from RefSeq and is a predicted model, not a curated record. NCBI's taxonomy places the organism in Eukaryota, Parabasalia, Trichomonadida, Trichomonadidae. Gene Ontology annotation, cellular component: centriole; nucleus; centrosome. Gene Ontology annotation, biological process: cilium assembly; centriole elongation.
AUGAGCAAAAAGAAAACUCCUUCUUCACCAAUUAGAUAUGAAACAACGGCAGAAGAUAAAGAACUUGAUACUUUUUGUCAGCUCGAGAAAGCUUUAAAAGAAGAAGAAAACGAAAACACAAAUCAAGGAAAACGCCAAAGUGUGACAUUUAAUAUUCCUGAUGAAUUAAUGCCUGGAGGAAUGAGACCUGAAGAUGCAUUUACAAACAUUACUCAAACGCAGAAAAAUGAUUUCCAUGAAGCUUUUAUGGAAUUACAAAGACGAUUAAGUGAUGUUAAACGCAGAGAAGCUGAUCUCCUUAGGAAUGAAAAUUGGAUUAAGGCUGAGAAAUUACAAUUACAAAAGGAAAGAAAGCAGAUCGAAGAAAAUAAAAUGAUUACAGACAACAAACUACAAAACGCAGAAAUUAUCAACCUUCGUAAUAAAAUUGAUGAACUUACAGAAAGAUAUGAAAAUGAAAAGAGACAAUGGAGAAUUGAGCGCCAACAAUUACUUGAAAAAAUAUCACAACAACAAAAACCACAACAACAACAACCCCAACAACCAAAAACUCGGCCAAAGGUAACAUUUAUAACACCAGAUGAUGAUCCUCCGCAAAAUGAAACUAAUAAUGAUGAUGAAGAAGAGGAGAUUCAUCAGGAAGAACAUCAUGAAGAAGAAGAAGAACAAAACAUUGUUAAAGCUGAAAGGGAUGGAUAUAAUCAAGAAGAGGAAGAAGAAGCACAAUAUGAUGAUCAAUCUCCUCUAUCACAAAAGAUUAAGGAAACUAAAAUAAUCAAUGAUAUUCUGAAAAGAGAUUACAUGAAAACUAAUUCAUCACAAAAUUCAGAUAAAGGAAAACGCAAUAACAAUCUAAUAAAACAAGUCAAAAAGAGGCAAAUAAUCCAUGAUAAAUAUCAAUUAGAUUUUGAUUAUAAUCCAGGUCCAAUCUAUAAAGAAGAGAUAAAGAAAGAUGGAAGAAAAGUCGUUAUCUUCAAAGAUGGAUCUAAAGGAACUGUGUUUAGAAAUGGAACUAAGAAAGUUAGAAAAGGUCAGAAUCUAUACAUAUUUUAUGUUAACAAAGAUAUUGCAAUUGAAUUUCCUGAUAAAGCUGUUGGUUACAAAUAUAAGGAGACUAACGCAAUUGAACUAUCUUUACCUGACGGUUCUGUUAUUUAUGUAUUUCCGAAUGGACAAAAAGAAAAACACUAUGCAAAUGGUGAUAAAGCAAUUCAAUUUCCUAAUGGAACAUAUAAGAUUAUUUAUCCCAAUGGUGAUUAUGAAACUCAUUUCCCAGAUGGUAAAACAGAAGCCUUAACCAAUGGAAAAGUUGUUGUUUCAUAUGAAUAA